Molecule: messenger RNA, 1827 nt
Organism: Adineta steineri
Lineage: Eukaryota; Metazoa; Rotifera; Eurotatoria; Adinetida; Adinetidae
Source: the annotation of a GenBank genome assembly
AUGAAUCCAUCUGUGAUCGAAAUUGAUGAUGAUAAAUCAAAAAGUAGUGGUAGUGAACAAUAUGACGAUAGCAAUAUAACUAAUCAACAAACGGGAACUCAUGCAUCUCGUUCCAGUAUUGCUAGUAAUAGCAGUACAAGUACAUCAAAUAAUGGAAUAAAACGUCAAAAAGAUGUCUCACCAUGUUAUGUUUGUGGAGCAAAAGCACAUGGUUACAAUUUCGAUCAAAUUACAUGUGAAUCGUGUAAAGCAUUUUUUCGGCGAAAUGCUCUCAAAUCGAUGGACAAAUUUCGAUGCCGAAAUAAUAACAGUUGUGUAAUAACAUCAGCAACACGUAAACGAUGUAAGCGAUGUCGAUUAACAAAAUGUUUUAAAGUGGGUAUGCGGAAAGAAUGGAUAUUAACAGAUGAAGAAAAACGUUUAAAAAGAAGAAAAAUUGAACGUAAUCGUUUAAUUAAACAACAAGCACAGAUAACUGGUCAUCAACAACGAAAUCAAGAUGUUAAUCAUUCGAAUUUUCAAACAAAUAUAUCUACAUUAUCUAUUGUUGAACAGUCAUCAUCAUCUAAUUCUCAACAUCCAAUUACAACGCAACCAUGUGAAUCACGUAUUCUUCCAAUGCCAAUAAUACAUAUGCAUCGACCAGCCGAUCAACAAUUAUAUGAACGUCAUCAGUGUUUAUUAACGCAAUUGUCAAAUGGUUAUCAAAUGAUAUGUCAACAAUAUCCUCAACCACAUAAAUUUGCUAAUCGUAAUGCUUUUAUAGCUCAAACAGUAGAUAUGGAUACUAAAUUAAUGUUAGUGAAAGAUUUAACAAGAGAAUUAACACAAAUGACAACAUCACGUUUAUUAUAUUAUUUUUCUUUAAUACCUGAAUUUCAAUUAUUGUCAGAAUUAGAAAAAAAAUCUAUUUUAAUUAAAAAUAUGCUUGCAGUUUUUAUGUUUCAUGGAGCACUAACAUAUGAUACUGAUAGUGAUACAUUUGUUGAUCGAACUACAGCUGAUCAACCAUACGAUGCAAAAUAUCUUUUAUUUGUUUAUGGACAAAAAGUUUAUAGUCAUUUUGUAGCAUUAGCUACUAAAUUAACUUCUGUUACUUAUCAAUUGCCACAUAAUAAAGAAUCAGCUGAACAUUCACAUACAUUAUUCUUGUUACUUAUGAUUGUUCUAUUAUUUUCUGAUGAUUUUGAAGAAGGUUUUGAUGUUUGUUCAUAUGAUCAAGGAAAACAGCAAUCAGUAGAAAAUACAUCAGAUAAAUCAGCUGUAAAUCAAUCAUUAUCCGUAACUGGUAGUUCACCAUCAUCAAUAUCACCAUCCACACACCCAACGUCACCAUCUUCGAUAUCAAAACUUAAUGAAAAAUUAAAUAAAAUUCAACAAAGUUACGUUGAACUUGUAUGUCGGUAUUUACACGAUGCAUUUGGUUUAACUGUUGGACGUAGAAUGUUUCAAAAUCUUCUACCGUUAUUAUUUGAUCUACAAAAACUUUGUUCUACAUUGGCCAAUGUUAAUUUAUGUGAAUUAGCUGAAGAAGAUGAUCGAUCAUCGUCAUCAAGAACAACAACAACAACUGUAUCAAAUUUUGAACCGGUUACUUCUGAUCAUUCACCACCUUCCCAAGUACCUACAUCUCAAUUUAAUUCGGCAAUGAUUAGUGGUAGAUCUCAUUUGAAUGAAUUACAAAAAGAAAAUCGUGCACCAUCACCAUCUACUACAUUAUUAACAUCAUCAGCUGUUCGUUCACCAUUAACAAACAACAGUUUAUCAUCAUCAUCAUCAUCACCCACUGUUCUUUCAAAUACAAUAACAACAUUCGAAAAUUAUUAA